CUUCCGGCGGCGGCGGGACGCGGUGAGUGCGGACGGGCCCCCCCCAGCCGCCCCGCUCCGGGCCCGGCAGCCACGCACCCGGCGCCUUCUUUCCCUGGGCCGCCCCGAGUUAGCUCCCAGCGCCGUCCUGCCGCCGCUCGGCCCGCCGCCCGCCCUCUGACGGGCUGAACUCGCGCGGCUGUGCCGCUUGCCCGCCGGCGCCGGGCCGGGGGCCGCAGCAGAAGGCCCGGAAGGCUUUAAGCGCUUAAACCUCCCUGGCAGGCGCGGGGCGGGUGCUCGGGAGUGGCGUCACCCUGUCCGGCCACCGAGGGAGCCCACCGGCACCCUCCGCGACAGGGUCAGGCGAGCGCUCGGCCGCUUCCCGGCCGGGCUGGUUCCAGCUCGGGCUGUACUUCCAGGUGCCGUGUCGGGAGCGCCAGCGCCGCCCUCCUGCGAGCAGGCGCCGGGUCGGUGCUGCUGAGCCGUAAGUUUUGCCUCCUGGAAGAAGAAGCCCUGCCGUCGCAGAGGGGCUGCCGCCUUCCCUCCCCGCACCGGCGGGGAGGCACGGGGUCUUCCCGGGAGAGCUGAGCCAGAGAGCUAGCUGCCGGGCUGGAGGAGGAGUCCCGGCUCCUCCAGACUGCUUCAGAGAUGGAGCUCCCCACUGCCACCUUCAUCCAAGGGCUGGGGAACGAGGUGACAGUGGUGGCCGGUGUCGUGGUGCUGGUCCUGGCUCUGGUGCUGGCAUGGCUGUCCACUUACGUUGCUGACAGCAGCAGCCAUCUUUUGGGAACAAUCGUGACGGCGGGGGAUGUAGCCGUCAUCCGGCUCGGCCGCAUGGAGCGGUUCGUGGGGACGGCAGGGGCAGAUGAAGUGCCAGAGCCCCAAAGAGUCCCUGAAAACCGAGAGGACAAAACAGAAGAGGAAGGUGGAGCCGUGGCAGGGCCAGCAGCAGAGCAGGGGUCUGGCAGCAGCCCCUCUGACCCCAGUCUGGAGCAGCUGCUGGACAUCCAGACCUUGCCUAAAAGGACCUUGGCUGCUGAGCUCAGUGCCCCGGGCAGCCAGGGGGAGCCGCCUGCCCUGGUGGGGAGCGAUUUGUGCUCCGGCCUCAUCAAGAUCCGGCUCAAAUUCCUCAACGACACGGAGGAGGUAGCCAUGGUCCGGCCUGAGGACACUGUAGGGGGCCUCAAGAGCAAGUGUUUCCCGGGCCAGGAGAGCCAGAUGAAGUUCAUCUACCGUGGGCAGCUGCUGCAGGACCAAGAGCAGACGCUGCACUCGCUCCACAUCACAGACAACUGUGUCAUCCACUGCCACCAGUCCCAGAGUGCCAGCACCCCCACCCCCCUGCCCGACCCUGGCGCUGCCCCUGCCACGCCAGACGUCGGGGGCCUCCCCCUGGGCGCAGGGAACCUCAUGGUCCCCACCGUCAUGGUGGUGCUGGCAGUCGUCUGGUAUUUCCGCAUCAACUACCGGCAGCUCUUCAGCGGCCCGGCCACCGUCUCCUUGAUCGGCGUCACGGUGCUGUUCAGCUUCCUGGUGUUCGGGCUGUACGGACAGUAGGGACUGGCCCAGGAGGGGCCCCGAGCCUGCCAUCCCCCAGGGACCAGCAGUGCUCAGGUGGUGCUUUCUCCACUGUGGCGUGUGCAGCUGGUGCAGCAGGGAGCUUGGCCCAUCCUUCCCAGUCUUGGUGCCAGACUUUGCCCCCCCACACCAGAAGGAUCUGUGCUCCCCCCAGACACUGUCCUCCUCACCCCACAGCUCAAGGGAAAAGAUCUCAGCCUGAGUGGACAUGCUGAAGGUACCCAGGGCCCCGCAGUGGGCCGCUGCUUCCUCCCACAGACUUAAAUAAAAGGUGUAACAUGA
This is a messenger RNA of Colius striatus (speckled mousebird), 1839 nucleotides long. RefSeq names its product transmembrane and ubiquitin like domain containing 2 (gene TMUB2). The transcript is spliced from 2 exons. Lineage: Eukaryota; Metazoa; Chordata; Aves; Coliiformes; Coliidae. Gene Ontology annotation, molecular function: protein binding. The record is from RefSeq and is a predicted model, not a curated record. Bases 628 to 1536 code for a protein of 302 amino acids.